Messenger RNA from Drosophila hydei, 4234 nucleotides. RefSeq names its product protein turtle homolog A. The transcript is spliced from 17 exons. Lineage: Eukaryota; Metazoa; Arthropoda; Insecta; Diptera; Drosophilidae. The coding region runs from base 429 to 3509 and encodes 1026 amino acids. Gene Ontology annotation, molecular function: protein binding. The record is from RefSeq and is a predicted model, not a curated record.
CGAAGCUAUAACGGUACACAUGUUGCACACGGACUCUGCGCUCCAACGUUGAAAUGUAGCCCAAUGCGUUCGCUUUAGGCUCAGACGGCGUGUCGCGCGUUUCUAUCCUAUAAACUGAACAGCAGGUAGUCAAAAAAAAAAAAAAGAAAAAACCGAGGCAAAACAAAAACAAAACUAUUGAACCAUUAAGAGCAGCUAAAACACAAUAAAACAAAUACCAAAUUCAAUAAGAACAACAACAUGGAAUAUUGAAUGAACCGAUUUCGAGUAUGCACAUAUAUUAAACUGCCAGAAGCAAGCUGAAGCACUUGGCCAAGCCCAAGAUGGUCAGCAGCUUGACACAGACACUUAAUCUCCACUCGAAUGCGACUGCAGUAAACACUUAAUGCUUAAAUGAAUUAAUAAGCAAACAAAAAGGAAGCAGAAAAAUGGAUGCAAAGCUCAACAACGAACACGAUUGCAAUUGCCCGCAGGAGCACAAACAUCAACAGAAGAAACAGCUCCAUCAAAGCUGUCGGAGAUGCCCGCUGCGCAGGCAUGAAUAUAUGACAAUGCUGGAUUUAGUUUUCCGGCUGCUGUUGGCCAGUGGCUGCUGUGGACUGGCGGCAAGCUCCUAUCUGGAGCCGGACGAGCUUAUACACGAGCUGGACCGUCCGGUGCCAUUGACAUCGGUGCAGGGUGUGCUAAGCAGGCAGGCGAUGCUGCCGUGUGAUAUAACGCCGCUCGAGCGCGACGAUGCUGUUUAUAUGGUGCUCUGGUUUCGUGAGGGCGACGGCGAGCCCAUCUACAACUUUGAUGUGCGUGGUCGUCAAUUUGGUCAGGCGCGCCUGUGGUCUUCGCCGCUGGCCUUUGGGACACGCGCCCACUUCAGCAGCACCUCGCAUCCAGCUCAGCUGAAAAUCGACAAUGUGCGCAUUGAAGAUGAGGGCGUUUAUCGCUGUCGUGUGGAUUUUCGUAACUCGCCCACUCGCAAUCUAAAGAUAAACCUAACUGUUAUCGUGCCACCGGAUAGACCCAUCAUCUAUGAGCCGAACAGGCAUGACAAGACCAGCAAUGUGGAAUCCUUUAACGAGGGCAACGAUAUUGUGCUAGCCUGCGAGGUUACAGGCGGUCGGCCGCGCCCCAACGUUACCUGGUACUUGGAUAAUACGGUCAUCGAUGAGUCAUUCGAUCAGCGCCCCGAUGGCAAAACCAUUAACCAUUUAUCCUAUCCCAAUAUUGGAAGGCAGCAUCUAAAUGCGCGACUUGUGUGCGUCGCCAGCAACACGAAUCUGACGCCGCCAAACAACAAGGUCGUCAUACUGGAUGUCAACUUGAAACCUGUCGCCGUGCACAUCCUGACCAAGGAUCGCUUUGUAUCCGCGGAUCGCACCUACGACAUUGAGUGCAAAAGCUCCGGCUCCAAGCCGGCGGCCAUAAUCACCUGGUGGAAGUCCAACAAGCAGAUGAAGAAACAAACCAAGAACUUUAAUGAGCCAGACAAUCAAUCCCUAAGUAUACUGACGUUCACACCCACCCGGGACGACGAUGGCAAAUAUUUAACAUGUCGGGCAGAAAAUCAAUUCAUCGAAGGCAGCUCCAUUGAGGACAAAUGGCGUCUCAUUGUGCACUUUCAACCCACGACGAUACUCAAGAUGGGCUCCUCAUUGAAUCCGGAUGACAUCAAGGAGGGCGACGAUGCCUAUUUCGAGUGCAUUGUACAAUCAAACCCGAAGCCCUACAAAAUGUCCUGGUUCCACAAUGGCAAGGAGCUGCAGCAUAAUAUCUCUGUGGGCAUCAUACUGUCGGAUCAAUCGCUUGUGCUGCAGAGUGUCUCACGCGCCUCGGCCGGUGCCUACACCUGUUUGGCUGUAAACUCGGAGGGCAAAGGCCUCAGCAACCCGGUCACAUUGCGCAUACGCUACGCGCCCAUCUGUGCCAUCGACCAUGAGCAGCUGCUGGGCGCCCUCAAACACGAGACAUUGGCACUGAAGUGCGAAGUGGACGCCUCGCCACCGGCCGACUCCUUCCAGUGGACCUUCAACUCAUCCGGCGAGCAAACUGAGCUGCCCGCCCGUCUGCACACCAGCGAGACGGGCAUGUCACGCUUAAAUUAUACGCCCAGCUCAGACCUAGACUAUGGCACCGUUUCCUGCUGGGCCAAGAACUCAAUUGGCGUCCAGAAGGGACCCUGUGUAUUUCAAAUUGUGGCAGCAGGACGACCUUUCCCAUUGCAAAAUUGUACGGUGAGCAAUCAGUCGGUGGACUCGCUGCAAGUGGAUUGCAUAGAGGGCUUCGAUGGCGGCUUACCACAGAGUUUUAUGCUCGAAUUAGUGGAGCUGAACUCGCUGCAAUUGGCCAGGAAUAUAACCAUACACCACACGCCUGUAACAUUUGUCAUUGAGAACUUGGAUCAAGCAGCCACCUAUCGCAUGAUUAUAUUCGCCAUCAAUGUAAAGGGUCGCUCCGAGCCCAUCAUUAUAGACGACAUUAACUUUAAAGGCGUGGCGAAACUAACGGGCAACUCGACGGGGCUUAGUGUGCCGCUUUCGCCAUUCCUGGCUGGGCUGACGCUCGUCUGCGGGCUGCUGUUUGCCAUAUCCUGCAUCAUAUUGGCUGCCAUAUACAGAAGAUUCUCAAAUCGCCGCAACGAUAAUAAUCUGAAGGCCGUAAAGCACACACAAUUAGCAAUACCGGCUGAUUGCCAGCUGGACCCGUUGCAUCCCGGACCGCACACAAACGGCCAGGGCCAGGGCCAGGGCCAAAGCCAGAGCCAAAACCAGAGCCAGGGGCAAGGGCAUAUGCAAAACGAGCAGUCAAAUCAGCAGGCACACCACAGUCUCCUUCCAAUUAAUUGUGAUAAUCGCAAUGCGGCCGAACGUGGCGCGCUGAGCGAAGUGAACAUAGACAGUGGCACGAGAACCUCACCAAGUGGCCAUGGCUUGGCCAUGGCCAUGGCAGGCGAUACGCUGCGCUCCACUGCACGCACUCGAGCCAAUGCACAAAUGCUGGGCGAUCAGGCUGAUAUAGAUGACACCGAUCCCGAUGUUAUACCCAAUCAGUAUGAAAAACGCCCUUUAAAGUCGUUGGGCGCAUCGCCUGGCUUUGCCAGUCCGGCAACACGGCUCAUGCCACGAGAAUAUUGCACUGGUCGCGAUGCCGAGCUGCUCAAGGGCAACGCAGAGAGCGUCGGGGUGAUGGCCGGACUGGGCGGCACGGAUGCCAGCACCAUUGGCCUCCUGAGCAACUCGGGCAAUGAGGUGCUACACUAUACGUUCCGGCCAAGUAAACAAAUUAGCUAUGCUACCCUCAAUAAGAAGGGCAUAACCACGUGUAGUCCGCCGCUGGGGUCGUUGACAUAUAACAUAAGCACAUCGACGCCCUCAUCAUCAUAUCAUCUAACACCGCAGCCAAUGGAGGUCAGUUUGCUCAGUCCGAACAAUGCCUCGGUGACCUCGUCAUUAAGUGAAUAUCGUUUUCGGCCCGAGGUCGUUACCACUUCGAAUCGCAUACAGGAAAGUUGUAUAUAAGCUUCACAUAUGCAUUUAAGCAACAUAUCUGCAUACAAUAAUUACUCUAUACUCUCUACACACAUAUAUAUAUAUAGAUCAAUGUAGUUGCGUGUGAGUGUGCGUGAGUGUAUAAAAAAUGAAAAGGAAAUGCAAACUGUAUUAAUACUUGAAUAUCGUAAUACCCUAGCAGCUGCAUAUAUAUAUAUGGAUAUAUACUACAUAUAUAUAUUGAUUCGCAUGGUUUGAGGCAAGACUUCUUUAACUUUUAAGCAUUUCUGUGUAAUUGUUGCAUAUUAAUUUAAGUAACAAUGCCAAAAGUGUAACCGCAAUUACACUCGUUUUGUAAAUACUUAACUCGUUGUCAUUUGUUGUAAUUAAGUCUAAUACUCUAAACGUUAACGCUGAAUACUGAAUACUGAAUACUGAAUACUGAAUGCAGCACUCUCGGCUGCACACAUAUCUGUUGUACGAUUAUUUACUACCAACCCACUUUCGAUGCAAUCCACACAUAUUCACACCUUACAUACCUUGCAUAUCCCGGCGGAACGCAGCGAAACUGCAAAUCAUAUCUAACGUUUUUUCGCUUUAAUCAAAAUAUUGCUUAAUCCCGAGACGUUUUAAGUGUUAAGACUACCAAUAAUUGAUACAACAAAAAACCCUUCCAAACAGACAAAAAAAAAAGAAACCUAUUAAUUUAUGCCCUGUUAUCACGUUUAUCUAAACAGGAACUGCACUCUGCCAGA